Erythranthe guttata (spotted monkey flower) is the source of this 1575-nucleotide messenger RNA. RefSeq names its product ACT domain-containing protein ACR10. The record is from RefSeq and is a predicted model, not a curated record. Lineage: Eukaryota; Viridiplantae; Streptophyta; Magnoliopsida; Lamiales; Phrymaceae.
AUAAAACCAAACAUCCCCACUGUGUCUAUUCUAUUCACACUCCUUUUCUCUACUUUGCUCCAUUUCCCAAAAAAAAAAGAGCAGAACAAUUGGCCAUCUUUAUUUUAAUUUCUUAAUUUCAAGAAACCCCCACACAACAAAAAGUACCCAAAAGAAAAAAAAAAGAUUACUUUUUUAUUAGAGAGAAACAGAGAAAGGAAAGAGAGAUGAAAUGGGAAUUAUACAUGAAGAUGCGGUUUUAAUUAAGGAAUCUGAGAAAGAAGGUGAACACACAGUUAUCACUGUCAACUGUCCAGACAAAACCGGUCUUGGUUGCGAUCUUUCUAGAAUUAUACUUCUUUUUGGACUCAGUAUUGCCAGAGGAGAUCUUUCGACAGACGGCAAAUGGUGUUACUUGGUUUUUUGGGUGAUUGGGAAGCCAACGACUCGGUGGAGUUUGUUGAGGAAGAGGCUGCUUGAGGUAUGCCCUACUUGUAUUCCAUCAGCUUCCGGGAUCUUCUAUUUUAUUCCGGAGUUUCAACAGCCGAAGCCACCGCAGAUUUUCCUGCUCACGUUUUGGUGCUCGUAUGAUCGAAAAGGCCUUUUACAUGAUGUGACGGAGGUUCUUUACGAGUUAGAACUAACGAUAAAAAGAGUGAAAGUUUACACUGCACCCGAUGGAAGAGUGAUGGACCUCUUUUUCAUUACAGAUACCAGGGAGCUUCUUCAAACGAGUAAGAGGCGUGACGAAACAAUCAAGCGUCUGAAAAUUGUAUUAGGAGAUGCAAUGUUGAGCUGCGAUAUCGAGCUUGCAACUCCCGAAGUUGCCUCGUGCUUAAAGCCGUAUCUUCCAUCGGAAAAUAUUUUCAAUCUGCCGAUUUCUGACGAACAAUCGAGCGGAGUAGUAUCGUCCGAUUCUGUAUCUAUCGUGUUUGAUAACACACUCAGCCCUUCUCACACACUCGUUCAGUUCUUUUGCCAAGAUCACAAGGGCCUCAUUUACGAUAUCAUGCGAACACUAAAAGAUUACAACAUCCAGGUUUCAUAUGGCCGUUUCUUCGCAAAUACGGAAGGGAACUGCGAGAUGGAAUUAUUCAUAAUGCAAUCCGACGGGAAAAAAAUAACCGACACACAAAAAAGAAACGCUCUUUCAUCUAGAUUGAGAAUGGAGCUUAUCCACCCCCUUAAAGUCGACGUAAUAAGCAAAGGCCCCGAUACCGAGCUUCUUGUGGUUAACCCCGUCGAAUUGUCAGGCAGGGGCCGCCCCCUCGUCUUUUACGAUAUUACCCUUGCUCUCAGCAUUUUAAAUAUAAGCAUCUUUUCGGUGGAGAUAGGUAGACAUAUAAUCGGAGAACGAGAAUGGGAGGUGUAUAGAAUCUUGUUGGACGAAUGGGAUUGUUUAUCGGCGACGAGAAACGAGAUUAAGGAUUGUGUAAGAAAGAAACUAAUGGGUUGGGAAUGAUUUUUAGAUAUAGUAUAUAUACUGUACAGGAUAGGUAUGUAUGUUGUACAUAUGUGUUAAUUUGCCACUUAAUUGUAAAUUUAUAUGUAAAUAGUUUGUUUAAAUGAGCAAGUUUAUUACUUAUUAUACUUGAU